This is a messenger RNA of Musca domestica (house fly), 1340 nucleotides long. RefSeq lists its product as uncharacterized. The record is from RefSeq and is a predicted model, not a curated record. The coding region runs from base 21 to 1340 and encodes 439 amino acids. The transcript is spliced from 2 exons. NCBI's taxonomy places the organism in Eukaryota, Metazoa, Arthropoda, Insecta, Diptera, Muscidae.
AACGUAAGGUGAUCCCCGAUAUGCAAGGAUAUCCUUUAAAAAUCAGUGCCGGCAAUAAUCCUCCACGAGCCUUUGUCUAUCCGAAUCAAAACAAUGAAAUGAUCUAUAGUGGCAUUGUACCACGUUUAAUUAAAAUUUUUGCCCGGCAUUUCAAUUUCACCUUGCAAUGGAUGCUUGUGCCCAACUACCAAAGCUCCUCGCUGAGAGAUUGUAUGGCAUUUUUACUUGAAAAUAAAAUCGAUUUAUGCGGGGAUUUCAUGCAUUUCAAUGAUAAGUUGUAUGCCAUUGCAGCUCCGGUUUUUAUAAAUUAUGGCUACAUUCAAGUGCCUUUCUCCCAAACCAUACCGAAAUACCAAUAUUUUCUUCAACCUUUUGAAAACUCACUGUGGUAUAGUAUCUGCAUAUUAUUGGCCGUCCAUACCCUGGUCCUAUCAUUAAUUCAUCGCUACAAAUCGAAUUUCUGGAGUUUGGGAAAGUUUUUCCUAUUGUCCUUGCAGAGCAUACUCUUUGUGUCAACCUACAACCUACCGCCGUGGCGAGGACAUUUAAAAUACUUCCUGUAUCUUCUUCUCACACUGACCGGCUUCAUUAUCUCAACCUUGUAUGUGACAUUCCUAUCCAGCAUUCUAACCACAAAUGUCUAUGAACCACAAAUCGACAGCGUGGAGGAAUUAAAACAGCGAAAAAUACCCAUCCUAACAAAUGACCUAGACAUCGAGGUCUUGAAAUAUUUCGAUUCCCUUGAUAAAAUAUCCGGUAAUUAUCUCAAUGUCGACAUAACCACCUACGGCAAACAUCGCUCCCGUCUAAAUCCCCAAUAUGCCUACAUCACGUUCGAGGAUAAAUGUGAUUUUUAUUUAUAUCAACAGAAAUUCCUGCAACGUCCUCGACUACGUCUCAUGACGAAGCCAUCAAUUGCCCUGUGGGCCAAUAUUCCAAUGCAUCACAAUUGGCCAUUUUUGGAUUUAAUGCAUCGUUAUAUGUUGCGCAUAUUCGAGACUGGUUUGCUGACACACAUACAGGAACUCACCAAAGAGGAAGGCAUCGUGCUGGGACACAUUCGAUUUUUGAAAACUUCCAAUUUGGAUUCAUUGCCGUUGGAUAUUCAUUAUUUCGAAAUGCCAGCAAUUUUGUUGGGAAUCGGCUACUGCAGUGCUUUGUUGUGUUUCAUUGGAGAAGCUCUCAUAAAGUUGAGUGACCGAUUCGUUUACACAGGGGCGACGGCUCGUUGCUUCGAAGGUGUUCUGGCUCGAUGUUCCUUAGGAGAUUCGGCUGGCUGUUCCGCAGGAGUUCCGGAUCGCUGUUUCGGAGGGGCUUCGGCUAUUUGUACUGUACCGUAG